This is a messenger RNA of Heterocephalus glaber (naked mole-rat), 2321 nucleotides long. NCBI's taxonomy places the organism in Eukaryota, Metazoa, Chordata, Mammalia, Rodentia, Bathyergidae. The record is from RefSeq and is a predicted model, not a curated record.
AACUGGGGACAGGGGUUGGCUCCCCAGGGACUAGGAUGGGGUGGGGGUGCGGGUGCGGUGUUGCUAAGAGACGCGCUUCUGUGACCCCAGCCUCACGAGGACGGCGCGGUGUCAUCGCCACUGACCUCAGGGCCAUGCCUCAAGGAAGUGGCUCGUGGGCCAGGAAGGGGAGGCCUGGUUUGGGGUCCAUCUUGAGACAUUUCUGAAACUUUUGGAUCCUUUAAAGUAAAUGGAAGAUGGUAGGAGCAAUUCCAGGGCGAGAGGUCGGUCUAAACUUAGCCCCCCUGUGCACAAACGAAGACCCUUAAGAGAGAGCCAGCUGCGUUAAUUCCGUCGAUCACGAAACUUGAGAAUGAGACGAAAGCCUUGCUCCCUAACAUUUCAUUUGAAGAGGAAUGAGCUAACAAGUAAACCAAUAAGUAUCAACAAGUGAGAAAUAUUCUCCAAAGACCGGGUAAAGUGAUAGAAGACGUGGGGGAGGGCUGUUCAGAGGAGGCCACCACUGGGGGGAACCCUAAAAGAAAGGAGAAGGAAAAGCAGGGAAUGAGCUGUUUAAGUGAAGAUGAGAGCCAGUGAGAUUGAAGCAGAAAGGGGCAAAAUGUUCUGUGAUGAAGCUGGAGAUGUGGGACCUGAUCAGAGCCUUUUUCCAAGGGCAGAGUUUGGCUGUUGUGUUACCAAAGGAUUUAAAGAAGGAUAGUGAGCUGACCUGAUGGAUAUUUUUUAAAAAUCACGCAUGCUGCUGGAUAGAGAAGGGGUAGUCAGACCUGAUAAGAGGCGGUUGCCAUACGCCAAGGGAGAGAUGACUGAUAGUGUUGAAAGUGUCGUCGCAGUGGAAAUGAAGAGAAUUUGAUUCAGAAUAUAUUUUGGAGGAUCAACUUGCAAGACUUGCUGAAGUAUUAGAUGUGAAGUGUGUGGGAGAGAGAUUUCCUAAGGGAAAACAAUUUGGAAAGGAAUAUCAGACCAUCAUUGCUUUUGGACUCGUGCACAGAUGACAACAGCAACACGACAAGAAGUUCUUAGCCUCUACCGAAGCAUUUUCAGGCUUGCGAGGAAAUGGCAGGCGGCAUCAGGGCAGAUGGAAGACACCAUGGAAGAAAAACAGUACAUACUAAACGAAGCUAGAACACUGUUUCGGAAAAACAAAAAUCUGACAGACACAGACCUGAUUAAACAGUGUAUAGAUGAGUGCACAGCCAGGAUUGAAAUUGGACUGCACUACCAGAUUCCUUACCCAAGGCCGAUUCAUCUACCUCCAAUGGGCCUCACCCCACUACGAGGUCGGGGACUUCGAACUCAGGAGAAACUGAGGAAACUUUCCAAACCAGUGUAUCUCAUGUCUCAUGAUGAAGUUUCCUAAUCCAGAAGCAAGUAUAUGAAAAUGAUGACCCAACUAGAUCUUGAAUGUAAGCCAGAUAAAAUAGCCCUUCUCCUUGAUUAGGGGCAGAAAUUCAAAUAUCUUCUUCAGACCCCCAGAAUUAUUCCUCACAAUGAUGAUGCGUGCCUCAACAUCCCCAGGGCUUGUCAGGGUCUUGUUGCUUGAGCAGAUGACAUUAACCCUAGAGGUCAUGGACCUUACAUCCUCACUGCAGUCACCUUUGGAAAUAAGACUGAGGGCUUGGAGGAAGGCUAAAGAUAAUAAAGCUGUUUAUGAGAACCCCAUUCACCACCCAUCAGCUGAUGCGAAGGAACAGGCUAGUUCCUGGAAGUUUUUGUGGCUACUCUGAAACAUGUACCAGACCCAGAAUAUUUUUGAGGGGUUUUUUUUUUCCUCCAAGUUACAUAUUUUCUUACAACUUGGGGUUGUUGUAUGUGUUUUUAUUUUUUGGGUGGUCUUUUGAUUCUUCCAAUUUCCAGAUAAAUUCCUUAAAAGCACAUCUUUAGAUUGAUCAUGGUUUUCCAUGGAAAUUUUUUUUUUUUUGGUACCGGGGACCAAACUCGGGUCCUUGCGCUUGCGCAGCAGGCGGCGAAACCACUGAGCUAAAUCCCCGGCCCUUCCAUGGAAAUUUUAUAAGACACCAAUUUCCCCCUCCCUAUACACAAAAGUGCAUGCCUUAGUAAAUGUGUUUAUUUCUCUUAAAGCCUGUGAUUACUUAAGAUGACUUAGGAUCUGAAAAAACUUCCUUGAAAUUCCUACUGCUUUCAUUGUAUUUUUCUUUAACAUAACUGAAAAAUACAAGGUCUGAGCUAGUUUUCAAAUUAUAUCUAAACAGAAAUGGAGCAAACAGAGAUGAGAAUCCUUGGCGAGUUAUUUGUAUGUCAGUGUUACUACGUCUUAACUUCAAAGAGAGCGGGUAUCACUAGUAAAGACAAAUCUCUACCAA